AUGGCGGAGGAAAGACACUUGUCACAAACUGUGCUCGGUGCUUCAGAGGAAAUAUAUGAUUGUAACUGUUCGCCGUGCGAAGAAUCUGGAGUAUAUAAGGAAGCACAUAAAUACUGUAAUAGUUGUAAACUAUAUUAUUGUAAGAAAUGUCUCAGCGAACACAACAAAUUUCCGGCUUUAAGAAGACACCUGAUAAAAGAUGUGACCUCUCAACCGAAACAGACUGUUGAAACUGGGCCAUCAGGUGUAUCCACGCAAGCAACACCAACUGAACCGUGUGAGGACCAUCCUGAAGAAAUAAUAAAAAUGUACUGUGGUGAACAUGAUGUUGUCUGCUGCACUGUGUGUAUAGCACUUGAUCACAGAGAGUGCAAAGACGUUCACUACAUUCUAAAGCUGGCUAAAGAUAUCAAAACAAGUCAAGAAUACAACGACUUCGCGGAUGAGAUGAUAACGAUCAAAACCGUGUACGAGGACACUCAACAGUCUAUCCAAGAUGAAAUAAAGAAAAUGAGUAACGUAAAAACUGAAAUUAUCAGAGAAAUAAAAGAGUAUAAGAGAGAGUUAGUUUCAAGAAUAGAAGAACUGGAGAGUAGGUCGCUUGAGAAAGUGAAUGAAAGAUAUCAGCAAAUAAUAGAAAGAUUGAAUGCAACUGCAAGUCAUGUAAGUGAUUUAUUAGAUAAGGUAACAAAUUUUGUGCGAGAGAUAGAUAAUGUGGGUGAAACACAACUGUUUGUUCAAAUGAAGAGAACGAGUCCAAUGAGAGACGAAAAAAGAAAGAUUGACAAAAAUCUUCAAACGUUUGAAGGACUUAGUUUUACGUUGGACAACAGUAUUAGAAAUAAAAUCGAACAUGUCGACGGUCUUGCUACCGCAAAAGUACCUGUCAAAAUUCUUUCGAAGAAAGAGUAUGGUAUUAUAUUCGAUGAUGACGAAUACAGAAGGAACAAUGUACGUGAUAUGUGUAUAUUGGAUGAUGACACCUUGGUUAUGACAUGUAACGACAGACUGAAACGUUUAAAUAGAUCAUUUAAAAAAAUGUCUAAUGUAUCGGUCCCAGGGGAAUUGAAUGGGAUAUGUAAAACUUCAAGACCAAACGAAUUAGCUAUUACAAUUCGAGACAAGCAAACAAUACAGUUUGCUCAGUACACUGUUAACAAUAUGUCACUGACAAAAUCGUUCACAGUAGGCGUUCCAUGCAAAGGUAUUUGCUGUAGAGAUAAUUACCUGUUCGUCGCUUGUGGCGGAGGCGGCAGCGACAAAGUCCAAGGUCAUUUAAGACAGUAUGAUAUGCAAUGUAACCUUAUCUGCACAAUUGCCACUGACAAUACCAGCCGACGAAUCUUCACAUCUCCCCGCCUAAUGGCUCUUGAUUCAAGCACAAAAAAACGUAUAUAUAGCAGACAGACACAAGGAAUAAUUGUUCUUGACAGGAAUGGAAAGAUAGAAAGGCAUUUGUAUAAUUCUUUUCUGAAAAAUGGAUUCAGUAUUUGUAUUACAACUCGGAAUAAGAUUCUUAUUUCUGGCCUUGAUUCCUUUAGUAUACAUCAAUAUGAUGAAAAUGUCAGAUAUGUAGGAAGUGUCUUGAACCUUACGGAAAAAAUGCUUGAACCUGAAGGCAUACUACUUGAUGAAUCAAAGGAACGGUUAAUUGUUGGCAUGGGCGUGCACAAUAAAAUAUACGUUUAUGAAGUUGAAUGUUAA
Mercenaria mercenaria is the source of this 1704-nucleotide messenger RNA. RefSeq lists its product as uncharacterized. Gene Ontology annotation, molecular function: ubiquitin-protein transferase activity; zinc ion binding. The record is from RefSeq and is a predicted model, not a curated record. The transcript has 2 exons. Gene Ontology annotation, biological process: positive regulation of DNA-templated transcription. The coding region runs from base 1 to 1704 and encodes 567 amino acids. NCBI's taxonomy places the organism in Eukaryota, Metazoa, Mollusca, Bivalvia, Venerida, Veneridae. Gene Ontology annotation, cellular component: nucleoplasm; chromatin.